UUGGCUCUUUGACCAGUAACUUUGCUUUCUCAUCUUGUCCAAUCGCUUUCAACUAUCGCAAGUGUUUACUAAUAAAAGUGCUCAGCUCAUAUGUAUUCGGUCUUGCAGGCGUUCUGGUUUAAUCCAAUUAGGCCAAGAAGCCCUCCAAGUUAAAUGUAAGGUUUUCUGGUGUUUAUGAUAGACAGUAUGCUGCAGUAAAAGACUGUGAAUAACACAUACAAUCAAGUGUGUAAAACAACGAGCGGUAUAUUUAUUAGUGAAUUGCUUUUUUAUGUGGGUUAGCGAAAAACGUACAUUGAGUGAGGGCAAUUACAGUUAAUUCUGUUUUAAUUGAAGUAAUCAACGUCCGUUGUUUUGAUAACGUGAGAAAGAAUAAUCUCUAACUUUAUAAAUAGCUGUAUAUUAAUCUAUGUGGCUCAUGUUUCGAAACUAAAUUGGUUCGAUUUAUCACUCUAUUAUGCAGGAUAACUAUGUUUGCUGCCAGCUUGCGGUAACAAAGGUGACUGUGUUUUACAGUGCUUUAGUAGAUCUAACUCGCAGUCGGUCUGUUCAUGCUGUGGAACACGACCCUUGUUGCCCUGACCCCCAUAAACUCCCAGGGACGGAAUGUAAGGCCGUUCAUUACGGAAUCUGUUCGCCUUUGCUGAAGCUGCCAUCUUUUUCUUCUCCUCCUGUCGGUUCGCUAUCACCGUCGUCACCUACAACCUCAAAGGAUAGUCAGUCAAGUUCUUUAACGUCCACUCCGACACAGUAUUUUAAACGAUCGCCUCUAUCUGCUACCAGGCUGGAUCUAGAAUCUAUAGACCCAGUAGAACUGCUUGCUAGUGACUUGGGCGGAAAACUCGAGGCACUAGUCAGCAGUUUUGUAGCUCAAGACAAAGUAAAACUUGCUGCACGAAGAAAGACAGAAAUUCCGGGAAAUCCUUCUUCUAAUGUAGUUAAGGCUUCUACUCUGAAAAACAUCUCUCCAAAACUUCAGCCCCCUGGGUUUGCUACUUAUCCAGGAAGAGGAGAUAGAAAAAGUAAAGACGAACAUGAUGAUGUUUCAGCAUCUACAGGAACUUUAGAUAACAAAAAUGGAAGACAAAAUACACCCAAGACAAGCCGCUCUAGUCACAUGUCUUCCUCUCAGCUGACACAUCCUGGAAACGAAACGAAAGGUAUUCUGGGUAAAAUUCCACAGGCAUCUGUGUAUCAGUGUAAAGGAAGUUCUGAAACAGUCUUGGAAAAAGUGAUUAAAAAACCGUCAACUCCAGAAUGGAGCAUUGCCAGACAUACUAUAACAGAAAAAAUCGCACAAGCAGGAAAAGCAGAGGAUAAAGAAAAGCUUUCAACUUCACCCAAAGCUUCUCCAGAAUAUCAGCAAACAGGCGUAAAGGCUCAAAUAAACAGAUUUACUGCAAAAGAGAACACUCGGCUUACCAGCUCAGAGAGGUUAGAGCAACAGAAAGCCGCUUUUGGAGAUAAAAAAAGUAAUAAUAUUUGUCAACCACCAGGUGGCUGUCAGAAGGUCACUACAGUUUCAUUUGAACAGGACCAUGGGUUAACUUUAGAGAAAAGGUAUCCUGAUCUGUCUCCAUCCCAAAGUCAGAAACAGAAUCAUCACUUUAAAUGUAUGGAAGGUGAUGCACUCAAAAUAAUCGGUUCGUCUGAUCCUGGACCUAGUCAUUGGGCAUCUAAAGAAGACAGUUUUCUCAAGUCAUCAGAGGACGAUAUCUAUGCGAUACCAAAACUGAGACAUGAAACAAGAGCCAAAUCUCAAAAAGAGAGUCGUCCGUGCAGUUAUCCAAGUUCAUUUCAGUUGAAUGAUGUAGGAGCACUUCAUCAGCGAAGUGCUAGUCAAGAUUUAUCAUCGUCGCGUGCAAAUUUAAGAGAAGGAAAUGUGCCUAAAGUGGAUAUAGAUUUGAUUGCUGAGUCGCCAUCAGAAUCAUUUUCCAGUAAAGGUGAACCUGAAGUAAGACAGAAUCGAGAUUAUGUUCUUUCACCUGUGGUUUACGCCAAAAACCGUUUCCAUAGUGCGAGUCAUGAGCAGAAGAAAGAGGAAACCUUCAAACCUCGACCAAAAAAUGGUCAAUUAGUUAGCGAAGCGAAAUGCAGGUGGGAGAACGGUGUUCAGCCUUCUCACUUGCAAACUAUGUGGUCAGGAAUGAACCCGUACAUGGAGCAAAUUGACUUGAACAAUGAAAAUGGAGUGGAUGAACAUGUUUAUGAAGCUUUACAAAAAUAUGCAGUUCGAAAAACAUAUUGUGACCGAGUCACAGAAAGCUCAACACCAGCUAUCCCACACCCAAAAUUAACAAUGGCACAGAAACAGCAUAUAAGAGAACGCUCUCUCUCUCCAACUGACAGAUAUCACUCUCAUGUACCUAUUAAGCCAUUUUUAACUAAAGGAUCAGUAGCUGAACGAGUUCUUUUGUUUGAAAAAUGUCCUGAUCGAGCAUUAGAGAGAGCUGUGGCUAUAACAAAAGCAAAAUCAAAUGUUCUGUACAAUACCUGGAAAAGCAUGAAUAAUGAAGUCCAUAAUAAAACCCAG
Messenger RNA from Limulus polyphemus (Atlantic horseshoe crab), 2533 nucleotides. RefSeq lists its product as uncharacterized. The transcript has a single exon. The record is from RefSeq and is a predicted model, not a curated record. NCBI's taxonomy places the organism in Eukaryota, Metazoa, Arthropoda, Merostomata, Xiphosura, Limulidae. The annotation marks the transcript as partial.